AUGAACUUACUUAUUGGUUUGGCCAUUGGUGAUCUAAUGCAAAUUCAACAAAAUGCACGAUUAAAACGUCUUGCUAUGCAGGUACAACGUCAUACUAAUCUUGAAAGAAAAUUGCCGAAAAGGCUUAUUCGAUGUUGGACACAAAAUGAAUUAAUUAUUUAUCUUAAUAAAGGUAUUUGUAAUCGUGCUACCUCUAUGAUUAAACAGUGGAUUGCUAAACCAAUAAAUACAAAAGAUAUAUUAGAUGUAAAUGAAGAAUACACAUCUGAAAAUGAAUUAUUUACUGAAAUGUAUGCACAAAAACACAGACAAAAAAUUAUGCAAAAUCAAUUAGAUAAAAUAACUGAUUUAGUUAAAUUAAUCGUACAAAAGAUGGAAAUUAGUACUGAAAUAACGACUGAUGAUAGAUCAAAAUGUGAUAAUCAUGGAGAAUGUAAGAGAACUCCAAAACUUCGACAAGCAAUCAAUGCAGCAUGUCAAUUUUCUCAUUUACGAUCAACAGCAAAGGAUAAUAUUUCACAUCAUUCAUAG
This is a messenger RNA of Adineta steineri, 531 nucleotides long. The record is from the annotation of a GenBank genome assembly. Lineage: Eukaryota; Metazoa; Rotifera; Eurotatoria; Adinetida; Adinetidae.